GCAUCGCAUCAAUAUACAAUGCAACUAUGUUGCAGUAAAACACUCACAACUUGAGCAAAGUAGUCACAAUGAUCCGGAAGACGUAGAACAUUCCAGAAUAAUUCCAAAAGCAUCUCCACGUAGAAAGCUUUGUGGGACCAGGAAUCAUGCCGGCGAAUAAGAAAAAGAAGCCCAAGAAGAAAAAUGAUCAGGAGACCCAAGACGAUGAGAAGAAAGAAGAGAUCAUGGUUCUGUCCAUGGAGGAGAUAGAGAUGCUUGCUGAGAAGAUGACUCGGCAAGUCUCCCUCCUGCAGAAGUCAAGGAGUAACUUCCAGGAUGGCGGGAGCAAGUUGCCACGCAAUCUGCUGCUCUCCGUGGAAGCCCAGCAGAUCUCAAAUACGCUGCACAGCUUCAUCACCAACAUCGAGAUCGCCAUGACCCGUCUCUCUUUCCUGCACCUGGACACCAUUCCUGACGUGGAGGACAAGGACUUGAUGAAAUCCCUGAACUCGCAUCAAAUAUCGGCGGAAAGACUUGAAGCCUUGGAGGGCUUCAGGGGAUUCUCCGGAGUGCAAGGGUUCGAAGGUCAUGCAGAAGAAGACAGCAUUCGACUUGAGAGAGACUUCAUGGAAUCUGUCAAGAAUAUCUUUAGGUGUUUCCAAGCAAAUCCGGAAGCCAUUUUUGACUUAAAAACAAAGUCAUGUACGGGGCAGGAAGGCCUGCUCCUCGGAGGUCUCAAGAAGUUUCACAAGCAGAUGAUUGAAAGAUUGAAAAACACGCCCGAUGAAGAGCUGCAGCUGCUGUUGCGUAAGCAGGCUCCCACGUGCACCCUCAAGGACAUGGAGGACAUUGUCAAGCUGGAAGCAGAAAUGGCUGACAUCAUCAAAAAAGUCGAUUCACAGAUUUCGGAAAAAAAGGAAGAGCUCAAAUAUUUGGAGAGCCAGCUUCAAGCUGACGACAAAAAGGACAUGAGUCUGCCGCUUUUAUCCGACGAACACUGUCAGACGUGCAUCAAAUCGUCGGCAGUGAAGCAGGCGGCCACACGGAAGGAAAUUGAUGUGCUCAGUGUGCAGCUCAACAAUUUGAUUCUUCAGAACAAAGAGGCCAUUAGAGAACUACAGGAGAAAAAUGAAAGACAAGAGGUGGAAAUUGAAGAAUUCCUCAAUGAUUUUGAUGAGAGAAUGGAGGAGAAUCAGGGUGACCUGGAAAAAUGUGAAAAGCAGUAUGAAAGCGAAGAAGAGGAAUUGAGGAUGCUGGCGGAGCCCUUCGCAGUUCUGGAAGUGGAGUACAACAUGAUCAUGGAGAGACGGCGACAGUUAGAGGAGCAGAGACAGGCGGAGCUGAAGGAGCUGGAGAGGAAGACAAAGGCUGCUCUACUGAUCCAGGCCUACUGGAGAGACUACUGCGCUCGCAAUGCUGCCAAGAAUCCCAAAGGGAAGGGCAAGGGCAAGGGCAAGGGGAAAGGAAAGAAAGGGAAGAAAUAAUCCACAGCGUUUUGAAAUAGCUGAAGAUGAUUGCAUUCGUAAACACAGAGCCUGGAAGGAAUUAUGCAACUUGGGUUGAAUAGAGUCACCAAUCGAUGUUUCCAGAUUAAGGGGUUAAACCAGAGAGGAGAUCUUGAGAUCAAUGUUCGAUUCAAGCCCAGGACGUGUUUUACAGUGAGCACAAAUAAUUACAGCAGUCUGGCAGAUGGCAGUAUUUAUUGUGUAUAGCAUAAUCCAUGACACAGGAAAAGGUCUUGCCUUAUACUAAACAAACCAGCUGUUGUCAUGUGAAAGUAGUUCCCCACUUCACAAUGUCAUUAUGGUCCUGGACAAAAACGCUGAUCUGUGAAAGAACACAAGUUUUGAAUUUCAUUGUUCAGUCGCCCCCUGUAGCCGGUCUCUUACCUUCUCCAGCAGUAACUCUGUAUCGUACGUAGCUUCCGCUCCUGCAUUCUCUGCUUCUCCAUUCGUCAACUCAUGGAGGUUCAGGGUCGCCAUUUUAAUUUGACCCAGCAGUAGGGUUUCAUUUGCUGCCGUUUCCUGGAUGUGACUCCACUCUCUCUCCUGUGUAUGAACACAGCUGAAACCCUCAAUUGCUUCACAACAUUUGAUAUAAAAUCUCAAUGAUGGUGUCUUGUACCCAGAAUUCAGCCUCUGAGAACGUCCUCUCCAGUUCAGUCUGGAGCUGCAACAGCUGGUUGCUCCUCCCCAGGACGGUCAGACGGUGCUGGUCCUCAUGUGUCAGCAGAGCUUUUCUUUGCCGGUUCACCUGCUCAUCUGCUCGGCUGAACCUCUCACUGAACUGAUCUCUGGUGCGAAGAAGGUUCUCAAGAGAAUCUGUGAUGGCCUGAACAUUUUCAAACUGCAACAGGUGGAAAAAACAUCCAAACUAAUGUACUAUUUACUAAAGCUUUCAAAAUCAUCCUACUACAUAAUAGGUGUUCAGUUACAACUUCACAGUUACUACUGCAAAAGGAAAAGUUCAACCAAUGUUACACUGUUUAAUGGAUCAUAAUAUGAGGAAAGAAAUGGACUGAAAAUGUUACCUUAGUUGCCUGAACAACCCGCUGCAUGAAGUCAUGGAACAGAGAACAUCUCUGCACCUGUUGCAGCUGCUGCUCUAUUCUCCUCUCCAAUGAACUUUGCUCCUCUUGAAGUUUCUGCAGCUCGGCCUCCAUGUUAGUCAGCUCCCUCUUUUGCUUCUCGGCUUUUAGAACAGCACGGCUUGUUUCGCGAUCCUUCUGAGGGAAAGAUAUAAUUUCAGAUUUAGAUUUUUUUAAUCUACUAAAUAUAUCAAAAUAAAGCUUUCCCAAGAAUAAGUCUAUCGCGGUGCACUAAUACAAGCUUUACAUCUGGACUGAACUGAAUCUAAAGUCAAAUAAAACAGGCGAGUGAUCUCGGGCAAAACUGUGAAAUGACCCCACUUUUCCCUAAAUACACAUUAACCAAUUCAGUUAAGUUUCUUCCACGUAUUGCUGUAAUGCUGCUUAUAGGGACAUAACCUGGCACAGAACAUGGAGAGGUUGAGAGGAAAUAAUGACACAGUAAACAAAACCACACGCAUAUCUGCGGAUAUUUUACAAUCAUCAAUGAACCUCUAUGUUUUAGGUGAGCAGAUGGAAACCAUAGCAAACACAGGGAGUCCAGAAAGGCAUUGGGUUUAACACCUAAGUGUCAAACCUUCAACUCUUGCCGUGGGACUAUCCUGACACCUUAAAUUCACCCAUUCUGUAUUGUUCUAUCUACAGUAGGAUGCUUUUAUUAAAACAAACAAAUGAAUAAAUACAUUUUUUAAGGUACCUUGGGUAAUAUAUCUUGGCUUCGGCUCAGUCCUCUGGUUCGCUCAGCCUCUUGUUGGCGCUCUUCUUUGCGGAGUCUCAACUCCUCCGAUUUCUACCAAAGAAAGUUCCCUGGUUUCUUGACAGUAAACUUGUAAAGUGAAGCCACAGAACCAUCCUCCCUGCCCAAGAACUAUUAACAAGGUGAAGCAAUAGGACAGAACAGCAUCAUUUAAUAAAAAAAAGAACACAAAAAGUCUUAUUAUGCGAGCAGGAGACCCUUAUAACACACCCACCGGUGAGAACCGUGUGAGUUGUGGUUGAUACCAUACUUGUAAUGUCAGUCAUGUUCGGCGUUAGCCGUUAGCAUAUGCUAGCACACGUUAGCUCAGCACCUGUCGGCUCUCCUCAAUCACCGCAGACAGCGUUUCCUGCUCCCGCCGUUUCCUCCGUAAAUGAACCAAAGUGUCGCUCCACUCCCACAGGCUGCUCCCGGUCACCACGGCGCUGUUUAGCACACGCAAAGCAAACGUUUCAAACCACAUACGUGCACGCAUUUUUAAACGAUCAACAUCCCAUUGCUUCGUCUGAUUCGUCACGAACUCACCGUGAACUCUGGCAGCUCAUGUCCGGCCGGUGUCUUCAGCCUUGACUUUAUUUCACUGUAAAGUCCCCGCUUCACUCACUUCUUUCUAACGUAUAUUUCAAAACUUGUUGCCAGUCUUCGGUUACUAUGGAAACCCAAACGGACGCGGCCGGAGGCAGCGCCACCAGCAGCGGGUGGUGAAGUUUGUCAAUCACAGUUACCACGACACAGGCCGCGAUGCUCAACGCUUAAGACGCUUAAGUUGUAUCUAAAAUCCUACUUCGUCAUACCAUUUUAUCAUAUGAAAUAGAAAUAAAAUGUGAAAUGUUUUCAACGCUGAUACACUAUUUGUAAUAUGUAUCUCCUUGUAAAGCCAUUUUACACCCUGCUGUUCACACCCUCACGCUUUAUUGUCUAUUAUAUCUAUUUAUUUGUGUAUUUCCUUCCAACAAUUCCCAAAAUGUGGCCACAAUUAAUACUUGAUGUGAUGCCCAGAUGAUCUUUGAACAAAGACAUCAAAUUACUUUUGUACGUUUGUUUUGUUCUGAUUAUUAUUAUACUUUUAUUUAUUUUUAUUUUUUU
Synchiropus splendidus (mandarinfish) is the source of this 4409-nucleotide messenger RNA. RefSeq names its product dynein regulatory complex protein 10-like. The coding region runs from base 147 to 1463 and encodes 438 amino acids. The transcript has 5 exons. The record is from RefSeq and is a predicted model, not a curated record. Lineage: Eukaryota; Metazoa; Chordata; Actinopteri; Syngnathiformes; Callionymidae. Gene Ontology annotation, molecular function: protein binding.